Messenger RNA from Lolium rigidum, 1357 nucleotides. Its product is annotated as ribosomal RNA small subunit methyltransferase, chloroplastic-like. The coding region runs from base 1 to 1146 and encodes 381 amino acids. The transcript has 10 exons. Gene Ontology annotation, cellular component: mitochondrial matrix. Gene Ontology annotation, biological process: rRNA methylation. NCBI's taxonomy places the organism in Eukaryota, Viridiplantae, Streptophyta, Magnoliopsida, Poales, Poaceae. Gene Ontology annotation, molecular function: rRNA (adenine-N6,N6-)-dimethyltransferase activity. The record is from RefSeq and is a predicted model, not a curated record.
AUGGUGGCGCUCACUUCCUUAUCCCCACACUCGCCGAGGCCUUCCCCGUCUACGGCGAAUCCUCGCCGCCGGCCACCGCCGCCUCACGUAACCGCCCCACCCCGCGGCCAUAUCCGGCCCACCGCCGCCGUCGCAUCCGCCGCCACCAACUCCGACGGCGGCGGCGCCGACGACUACCACUCCACCAUCCGCUCGCUCAACUCCCACGGCCGCCACGUCCCCCGCAAAUCCCUCGGCCAGAACUACAUGCUCAACACGAGGGUGAACGAGGAGCUGGUGGCGGCGGCGGGGGUGGAGGAGGGGGACGUCGUGCUCGAGAUCGGCCCGGGGACGGGCUCGCUCACGGCCGCGCUCCUCGCGGCCGGCGCCACAGUCGUCGCCGUCGAGAAGGAUAAGAAUAUGGCUGCCCUUGUCAAAGAUAGGUUCGGAUCCACAAAUCAAUUGAAGAUCAUUGAAGAAGAUAUCACAAAAUUUCAUGUUCACUCCCAUUUUCUGCCUAUCCUGGAGGAGAAAUCCCAUCACAAGAAGAAAUAUGCCAAGGUUGUGUCAAACUUACCAUUCAAUGUCAGCACUGAAGUUGUCAAACAAAUCCUCCCAAUGGGGGAUGUUUUCUCUGUCAUGGUGCUUAUGCUUCAGGAUGAAACAGCGCUACGCCUUGCAAACGCUGCAAUACAAACACCUGAGUACCGACCUAUCAAUGUAUUUGUGAAUUUUUACUCUGAACCUGAGUACAAGUUCAAGGUUGAGAGGGCAAAUUUCUUUCCUCAACCGAAGGUUGAUGGUGGUGUUAUAAGAUUUAAACUAAAGAACGCUGGAGAGUACCCACAUGUUUCUUCCAACAAAAGUUUCUUCGCAAUGGUGAACUCCGCGUUCAAUGGGAAGCGGAAGAUGCUUCGGAAAUCACUUCAACACAUAUGUUCUUCAGCUGACAUCGAGGUCGCUCUUACCAAUAUCGGUCUUCCAGCUACGGCUAGACUCAGAAUGCAAAUGGACACGGAGGUCCGUGGUGUCCGUUUGUCCGUGUCCGUCGGAAUUGCUAAACGGCUUCCGGGACGGGCCGCGUAUUUUACACGGACUCUACGGACAUGGCCUUCAGAGCCUGCCAGGCCCGUCUGUCCUGGAAAAGUACUUCGUCUCGGUCGAUAGCGAAAGCAGCCACGGCGUUCGUCACCGUCGGGGUGGUGCCCUGCUCGUCGCCGCGAGCCUGCGCUCAGCUCGUCUGGGCUCUGCUCGUCGCCGCCAGACUGGGCUCAGCUCGUCGCCACCCUCCAACUACCUUGGUGAUCUCGUUUGAGCCGGCAAGGAGCUCUUCGCAGAUCUCAGAAGGUCUCCGCCGCCGAGCGCCUCGUCGUCGGCC